Messenger RNA from Erpetoichthys calabaricus (reedfish), 1115 nucleotides. RefSeq lists its product as uncharacterized. Bases 183 to 1082 code for a protein of 299 amino acids. The record is from RefSeq and is a predicted model, not a curated record. The transcript has 5 exons. Gene Ontology annotation, biological process: immune response-activating cell surface receptor signaling pathway; positive regulation of natural killer cell mediated cytotoxicity. NCBI's taxonomy places the organism in Eukaryota, Metazoa, Chordata, Cladistia, Polypteriformes, Polypteridae.
UGUUCUAUGGGAGAAGAUCAAAAAGGCACAUGAAAAGAACAAGUGAGGAGUGCUGAGACGAGCCUGACAGUUCCGUGGCCUCGCAUUUCCGGCAUGAGUCACUGAGCAGCGGCUUACGCGUUUUUUACAAAUAUUUUGAGCAGUGUUGAUAACAAAUGGCAUUUUUUUGAAAGCAAAUCAACAUGACAUCCACGAGAAUAGCCCGAAAGAUCUUGCUAUUGGCAGCACUGAUUCAAGCUGUUCUGGCGAAGCUACACGUGUCUCAGGACAGGGAGGUUCGCGCAGACGAUGGAGACGACGCGAUUUUGCGGUGCUACUUUACCUGCCAGCACAAUGUGACUCUCGGCUCAUUCAAGUGGUACAAGGACAGAGUCGGGGGCCGUGAAGUCUCCGAGAAAAGCUUCCAUAAUCGACUCGACAGAACAGGCACGCAGACAUUUCUGAAUAAGAAGGACGCUUCAAUCACCAUACGCCGUGUUUCUUUCCAAGACGCUGGGGUCUACUUCUGUGAAGUCGAUUUAGCAGGAGUGGGAAAAGCCAACGGCAGUGGAACGGAGCUGAAAAUUAAUAAAGGCUCAGAACAACUUCAAGUUCAUCAGAAUCCUGAAGUCACUUUUAAUCUGGGGCAGAACGCUCACUUGCCCUGCCGUUUCAAUGCAAGAAAUGUUGUGCAGAUUGGCUCUUACAAAUGGUAUAAAGAUCACGUUGGAGGGACAGAAGUAUCUAAUGGAACCCAUGGCAAGGCAAUUCUAAAAACUAAUAUUGAAACAUUCAUUAAAGAUAAGAACGCUUCAAUAACCAUCCUUCAGCCUUCACACAAUGACUCAGGCUACUAUUACUGUGAGGUGGACCUGUUGGGUAUCGGAAGAGCCAAUGGAAGUGGGACUCUGCUGAGAGUAAAUGAAGGUACUUCGAAUGGCCAAAGUAACGCUGACUCAUUUACCUUUGAUAUAAACAUUCUGGCUACAAUUUUAGCAGGAUCAAGUGCAGUUAUUUUAAUUGUGAUCAUAUCAUCCAUAUGCUACUGUAAGAAAAAGCAACGAAGAGACUUGUCUGGCCCUCGUUCAUCAUCUUCAAGGUAGGAAAAGAAUUAUGAUUAUGAAUACAAUUAUUGU